ACACAGCCAAUAGAAAGAGAGAAUUUUAAUCAAGGUCAUCUGGCUUAAAAACCUAUGCUCCAAACUCCGCUUGCCAUUCCUGACACAUAAAUCCCCCUGGUGGAAACAAAUCCUUUCUCUGGAGAUCUACUAUUCAGGACCUUUGGGGGAGAGCCAAGAAUUCUGAGAAAUCUCAAAAUUUCUUUUCCUAAACCCAAGAAACCCCAAAGUAAAUCUAGCUCUCAAGCCCCUCCCCCACCUUCAGACUUCCCUCUGGGGACACAAAAGACCUGGCUAGAACACUUCUCCCUCCUCUCCCUAACCCUUCAGACUGGAUGGUUUUGAGCCCUGCAAGGCAAAACCCAACAGGGGCUAACAAAGAAGUCUGGAUUGUGAGCCUCAGAGAUGGAGGGAGUGGGGUGGACUUUGAGAAGUACCAGGCAAAGGAAAAUGCAACUCUCUAUUACCCACAUAACAGUGACCUAAAGUGCCUGCCAAUGACCCCCUUUUAUUUGAGAGCCACCCUUUAACACUAUCUUAAAACCUCUGAUCUCUCUGUUUCCCCACCAAGCUUCCCAGCAAGGCCGUUGAUCUGAAGAGGAAUUUCAUCUCUAACCUUUGCUCCAGGCCUGGCAGGCAGCUCAUAUGAGUAACCCACUGUCUCCCAACUUUGGCCCAGGGACACUUCUUUCCCCAAACAAACCAACCUCCCCUCACAUCCCCCACUCUGUACUUUCACUGACUAUGUGUUGGCGACUUCUGCCAAGUUCUACCUGUAACUGGCUUAAUCUCUCAAGUCAGAUGUUUGGCUGCUCUGCAACAAGGAGUCAUGCCAGCUGGACACACUCUCCUUCCCAGGCCCCUGACAGCUAGGAGGGAACCCAGACCACAGCUUUUAAGACCCUGAGCCCCAGGUUUGUGGCUCUGUCUCGACUGUGUCACUCAAGGAGGGCAUCCCUCAGCAAUGAUCUCCUCAUUGCUCCUGGCUUUCUUAUUCCUGGCUCUGGCCACAGUGGCCACUCCCAGAGCUGACAGUCAGUGUCUGGCAUGUGGGGAGCCCGCCUUGGACCUGGAGAGCCAGCGGAAGCUGCUUCUCGACCUGGCCAAGAGAAGCAUCUUGGACAAGCUGCACCUCAAACAGCGCCCAACACUGAGCAGGCCUGUGUCCAGAGCUGCUCUGAAGACAGCACUGCAGCGCCUCCACGGGCCCCUACAGGGGGCGCAUCUGGAAGCUGACAAUGGACAGGAAUAUGAGAUCAUCAGCUUUGCUGAGACAGGCCUCUCCAACAACCGGACACAUUUUGAUUUCCACGUCUCCUCCAAUAGAACUGUUGGUGACAUGGAGGUCCAGCAGGCCAGCCUUAUGUUCUUUGUGCAGCUCCCUCCCAAUACCACCUGGACUUUGAAGGUGAGGGUCCUUGUACUAGGCCCACGUGACGCCAGCCUCACCUUGGCCACUCAGCACCUGCUGGAAGUAGAUGCCAGUGGCUGGCAGCAGCUUCUCCUGGGGCCUGAAGCUCAGGCUGCCUGCAACCAGGGACACCUGACCCUGGAGCUGGUACCUGAAGGCCAGGUAGCCCAGAGCUCAGUCAUCUUGGGUGGGGCUGCUCAUAGGCCUUUUGUAGCAGCCCGGGUGAAAGUUGGGGGCAAGCACCGGGUUCGCCGGCAUGGCAUCGACUGCCAGGGUGGGUCCAGGAUGUGCUGUCGACAAGAGUUCUUUGUGGACUUCCGUGAGAUUGGCUGGCAUGACUGGAUAAUCCAGCCUGAAGGCUAUGCAAUGAACUUCUGCACAGGGCAGUGCCCACUGCAUGUGGCAGGCAUGCCUGGCAUUGCUGCCUCCUUUCACACCGCAGUGCUCAAUCUUCUCAAGGCCAACACAGCUACAGGCACUGCUGGAGGGGGCUCAUGCUGCGUGCCCACAGCCCGGCGCUCCCUGUCUCUGCUGUACUACGACAGGGACAGCAACAUUGUUAAGACUGACAUACCUGACAUGGUGGUAGAGGCCUGCGGGUGCAGCUAGCCCAUGUAUGUUACGAGCAGCUCGAGGUGGGAGAGGCAAACAUGCCCCCACAGAGGUGCCCUUCUUGAGAGGAGGAACUGACUCCAUUACUGCCUCUGUCCCGAAGGUGGAAAUUCUCUUUCUGAACAACCCAUGGAAAUUAUCCCAACUUUGACUUGAGGAGAUCUUCAUCUAAGGAGAGUCACUGUACCAUCUUCGCAACCACCAGCCUCUCCCCUAGAGCAUAGUCCAUCCAGCAAGCCCCACACGCUCAACUGCCAUCCCAGAGAUUCUGAUCCACCUCCAACCAUAAGCAGUGCUAUCUGGUUCCCAGGCAGACACCCAUAACCCACCCUUAAUCCACCCCAUAAUCCACUAUGCCUCCCUGCCUUUUCUACUCAAUGGCUCCCACUCUGGAUAAGUUGACUCAGCCUCUUCCCUUGAUUUUCUGGAUCUCCAGAAAGCCUCCUUCUUGGUUCCAGUAAAGAUUUUUUACUUACCCAAGUGGGCUUCUAAGGCUCUCUUGGCACACCCACAUCUAUUCUUUGUCCUUCUCUGCCUUGCUUUAUACCCUUGGGGGCUGACUCACCUGAGCUCCUUUGGCCCCUGCUUCCUGCCAAGUUUGACUAAGGUUAGACAUCGACAGGAAGUCAGGGUAUUUAUUAUUCCUGCUCUUUACGCCUAGGUGCCAUGGUUCUGUGUGACUGUGGCUGUGGCCAUGUCCUACAGUGCCUGCCUAGCUCCCACAUUCCAUGGCUCCAGCUCUGCCUAGGUUCCGAUAUAACUACUUCCAAGAUAGGGGUUUGUACUCUUAUGGCUCUCUACUCUUGCUAGUGUCUGGAUGCUUCAACAUCCCUGUUCCCUUAACCUUGCCCAUACCUAUGCAAAGAAGUCCUUCAUUAAGUCUUCUGAGUGAUGCAAACACAGACGGCUGAGUGGGUCUUUUGUCUCCUGCCAGGACCCUGACUGACACCCCAGAUGAAACAGAGCCUGCCUGUCCUGACCGCUUCUGCUCUCUGCUCACACAGACUCCUUGGGCCUGAGCUAUUGUGUCCAUCCCACACUUCACACUUCUUUGUUAGGUCCCCUCCACCCUCCCAGAACCAUCUUUGCUGGUCACAAGACUAAUAAAGACCGGGGUUCUACCUG
Molecule: messenger RNA, 3127 nt
Organism: Hipposideros armiger (great roundleaf bat)
Lineage: Eukaryota; Metazoa; Chordata; Mammalia; Chiroptera; Hipposideridae
Gene: INHBC
Product: inhibin subunit beta C
Exons: 2
Coding region: 944-1999 (351 amino acids)
Cellular component (GO): extracellular region
Molecular function (GO): growth factor activity; cytokine activity; hormone activity
Source: RefSeq, a predicted model, not a curated record